Aricia agestis (brown argus) is the source of this 1010-nucleotide messenger RNA. It is a transcript of the gene SoxB3, whose product is annotated as transcription factor sox-2-like. Gene Ontology annotation, molecular function: RNA polymerase II cis-regulatory region sequence-specific DNA binding; DNA-binding transcription factor activity, RNA polymerase II-specific. The transcript has a single exon. NCBI's taxonomy places the organism in Eukaryota, Metazoa, Arthropoda, Insecta, Lepidoptera, Lycaenidae. The record is from RefSeq and is a predicted model, not a curated record. Gene Ontology annotation, biological process: regulation of DNA-templated transcription; cell differentiation; anatomical structure morphogenesis. The coding region runs from base 101 to 769 and encodes 222 amino acids.
CGUCCUCCCGACGACUUUCCUGUGAUUUAUCACAUGUUUUGUCGAAACAUUUUCUUCGCAAUACAAACUCAAGAACCACUAGACAUGCUCCGCAUCUAAGAUGUCAAUGGCAUACCCGCUGGAACCAUUACCGGCCAAGGUCUCCUCUAAGGCGUCGAGAAACCCAAACCCGUACCACAUAAAGCGACCGAUGAACGCGUUCAUGGUGUGGUCGAGGCUGCAGAGAAAGAAGAUAUCGAUGAUGAACCCGAAGCUGCACAACUCGGAGAUCUCGAAGCGGCUGGGCCACGAGUGGAAGAGCCUGGACGAGACGGAGAAGCGGCCGUUUAUCGACGAGGCGAAGAGGCUGCGCCUGAAGCAUAUGCACGACUACCCCGACUACAAGUACCGGCCGCGGCGGAAGAACCGCUUGGAGGGCUCGUACGGGAACCCGGCCAUGUACCCGCCGAGGGAGAGCUUCGUCGAGCUGGAGCCCAGGACUGAGGUGAACUAUCAGAUUCCUGUCAACUAUCCCGACCAGUACGUGUACAAUAACAUGAUCAGCUACUCGGUGCCGAUGAGCCAGCAGUCCCUCAUUCCCCCGAUGAGGCCGAAGGAGGAGGCGCUUCAAAAUGUGGAGCUGCGGCCGUUGCCGUCGAUAGAGAGCAUAUCCCCGCGACCGUUCGCGGUCGUCAACCAGCAGAUGAUGGUGAAGGCCUAUCAGAACCUGCACUACGUUCCCGAGGACGUAACUCGAAUACCCUAUCACUAUCAAUUCAGUGUUCAAUAGAAAUGUUGUGUUUAGAAUUAAUGUAUAUCUUAUUGUUUUAUAGUGACCAUUAUUGUAGCUUUAGUUUGUUUAAGGUACUAGUACUGUUAGUAUCUAUCCAAAGAUUUAGUUCUUACCUAAUUAAUAUAACAACUUGCAUUAUACUGUUAUGUCAUAAUAUUAACCAUGCUAUUAUUAUAUCACGUCGACCGUCGUGCGACGUUAUUGUGACUGUUACACAAACGAGUAAAUAUUGAUUUGA